This is a messenger RNA of Parastagonospora nodorum SN15, 1079 nucleotides long. RefSeq lists its product as hypothetical. NCBI's taxonomy places the organism in Eukaryota, Fungi, Ascomycota, Dothideomycetes, Pleosporales, Phaeosphaeriaceae. Gene Ontology annotation, biological process: fatty acid catabolic process. Bases 466 to 1035 code for a protein of 189 amino acids. The transcript has 3 exons. Gene Ontology annotation, molecular function: 2,4-dienoyl-CoA reductase (NADPH) activity. The record is from RefSeq and is a predicted model, not a curated record.
GAUCACUAUAUCUUCUUCAUUCCUCACACUCCUCGAAUUUUCGCGUCCAUAUUGAUCAGAAUUAUACAGUCUCCCCAAGCACCUCGUCACCAUGGCUCCCGAGAAGUACUCAUACAUGAGCAACGUGUGGAGAGAUGACAUCUUCAGUGCAGAACAAAGUAGUCUUCUGCACCGGGGGUGCCGGCACCAUCUGCUCCGCCCAAGUACGCGCUAUGGUCGCCCUCGGCGCGAACGCCUGCAUCAUCGGGCGCAACGUCGAGAAGACCGAGUCCAUGGCCAAAGACAUCGCAACCGUCCGCUCCGGCGCGAAAGUAAUCGGCAUCGGCGCCGUCGACGUGCGCAAGCCAGAACUGCUACAACAAGCCGCAGACCGCUGCGCGAAGGAGCUAGGCAGCAUCGACUUUGUGAUUGCGGGUGCGGCAGGCAACUUCUUGGGCGACGAUUGAUCAGAUCAGCCCGAAUGCGAUGAAGAGCGUGAUUGAUAUCGAUGUGCUGGGCAGUUAUAAUACUGUCAAGGCCACGCUCCCGUAUCUCGCCGAGUCUGCUGGAAAGCACAGGACAGAUGGCAAGACGGCGCCGGCGAAUGGGACGGGCGGACGCAUCAUCUUUGUCUCUGCGACGCUGCACUAUGCUGGUACGCCGCUGCAGUCACACGUGAGCGUGGCAAAGGCGGGUGUAGAUGCCAUGGCCAUGAGCAUCGCAAUCGAACAGGGCCCCAAGGGUAUCACAUCGAAUGUUAUUGCGCCUGGCCCGAUCGCGGACACAGAGGGUAUUGAGAGGCUGAGCAAGAAGGAGACUAGAGAGAAGAGCUACAAGGCUGUGCCGAUUGGGAGAUAUGGUACUGUGAAGGAGAUUGCGGACGCGACGAUUUAUCUGUUCUCAGAUUCUGGCAACUUCGUCAACGGAGAGACUCUAGUCGUCGACGGUGGACAGUGGCGCACAGCCGGAUUCGCCAACAGCUUCGAGUACCCCGACUUCCUCCUUUCAGGUCAAACUGUGACCGGCGUAGCAGGCACAAAGAAGUCAAAACUGUAGAUCAGAAUCAACGUUAUCUUUCAGCGCUUACUUGUGGCGCAAAA